AGCAUGUCCCCGGCCCUGCCUCUCUACGUCCUGCCAUUUCCUCUUCCCUCCUUCCUCCUGCAGCAGCUGUCGUGAGCCGUGGAGCGGCAGCUGCUGCGUGAUCGACGAUCCGUCGUCGCCGGCCGGCCGGGGAGAUCCCCUUCUUCCGAGGAGGAAAGGCAGCGGCCGCCGCAACAUUCGAGCCAACACACACACACCAUUGACGACAAAGCUCUUCGAUUAGAUUGUGGUAUACAUAGCGGGAUAUUGAUCACUGUAUUCGCUCACGGAAGCCAUGGGCAGCAAUGGCAAGGAGCACCGGCGAGUUGUUCCGCGCCCGCCGCCAUUGUCGCUCUACAUCGGGAGGGAGCAAGGCGAGGUCGCUGCGCCAGCGGCGAUGGCCGCAAGAAUGCUGCAGCAGCAGGUUGGCGGCACCACCAGCGGCGGCGGCAGGAGGAUUUUGUCCAAGCAGCUAUCCCUGAAGGAGACAACCCGGGAGGUGAAGUGGGAGAAGCGGCGGCGGCAGAUACAGCGGCGGCGGAGCAGCAUGGCGCUCCAGGACGCGGAUCAGGAAGAGGCGAGCAGCGGCGCCGCCGCCGCCAUGUUCGGCGCCGACGGCGCCGAUGCGGGGUCCGGCGGGGAGCGGGCGCCCAAGAGCCUGACUGACGAGGACCUCGACGAGCUGAAGGGGUCCAUGGAGCUCGGGUUCGGGUUCGACGAGGGGAGCGGCGGGCAGAACCUCUGUGACACGCUCCCGGCCCUCGACCUCUACUUCGCCGUCAACCGGCAGCUCUCGGAGCCCAGGAUGCGGCUGUCCACCAGCUCCUUGCCGUCGCCGACGUCGUCGUCGUCCACGCUCUGUGGAGGCGCGUCCAACCCGGGUAGCCCCGUCGCACCUUCGUCCUUCGUCGACUCCUGGAAGAUUUGCAGCCCAGGUGACAACCCUCAACUUGUGAAGACAAGGCUUAGGCACUGGGCACAAGUAGUGGCCUGUUCAGUGAAACACUCCAGCUGAUCAGUGCUGUGUAGCCACUCUCCAAAAAACCAUUAACAGUAAUAUGAUGUACAUCCCUGCAUGCAUUGGUUUGAUGGAGAAGGAGAAUGUAAUUAACCUUGUUGCUCUGAUGACGCCCAUGGAUUGCUGUGUUUAUACAUAUAGAUUUUAGUA
Molecule: messenger RNA, 1147 nt
Organism: Oryza brachyantha (malo sina)
Lineage: Eukaryota; Viridiplantae; Streptophyta; Magnoliopsida; Poales; Poaceae
Exons: 2
Coding region: 275-994 (239 amino acids)
Source: RefSeq, a predicted model, not a curated record